AUGAUGGUACCAAAGUGGCGAAUCGCCAUCGGCUGCGAUGACGCGGGUGUCAACUACAAGAACAAGAUCAAGGCCGACUUCGAGGCCGACGACCGCGUGGUAUCGGUGAUAGACGUCGGCACGGACGACAAGACCGCCUAUCCACACAUCGCCGCCAAAGCGGCCAAGCUGGUUGCGUCUGGCGAAUGCGACCGAGCGCUCCUGAUCUGCGGCACCGGGCUCGGCGUGGCCAUCUCGGCCAACAAGAUCAAGGGCAUCCGGGCGGUCACUGCACAUGACAGCUUCUCGGUGGAGCGGGCGGUUCUCAGCAACAACGCGCAGGUCCUGUGCAUGGGGGAGAGAGUGGUGGGAUUGGAGCUGGCCCGGAGGCUAGCCAAGGAGUGGCUGGGAUAUGUGUUCGACGAGAGCAGCCCCAGCGCGGCCAAGGUGGCGGCCAUUCACCAGUACGAGGAGGGCGAAGGGGGGUUGUCUGGACACGAAGAGGUCCGGGCCUGCUGA
Thermothelomyces thermophilus ATCC 42464 is the source of this 498-nucleotide messenger RNA. RefSeq names its product Ribose/galactose isomerase-like protein. Gene Ontology annotation, molecular function: isomerase activity. Lineage: Eukaryota; Fungi; Ascomycota; Sordariomycetes; Sordariales; Chaetomiaceae. Gene Ontology annotation, cellular component: intracellular anatomical structure. Gene Ontology annotation, biological process: carbohydrate metabolic process. Bases 1 to 498 code for a protein of 165 amino acids. The transcript has 2 exons. The record is from RefSeq and is a predicted model, not a curated record.